AUGGCAACUAACUCGAGAGCUGGAAUUGCUAAUGUGGUGCCUCCAACAUUUGCGUUGGAACCUUUUGAUAAAAUCAAAACAAAGUGGUCGCGAUGGGUAAAGCGAUUUGAGGGCGCUUUAGAGAUUUUUGGUGUUCCAGUGGCCAGUCGAAAAAACCUGAUUUUGCAUUACAUGGGCACUGAAACUUACAACAUCUUGUGCGAUCACAUAGCCCCCACAGAACCAGAGUGCAAAACGUAUGAAGAAAUAGUGACGGUGUUGGGAGAAUACUUUGACCCGGAACCACUUGAAAUGGUAGAGUUGUGGAAAUUUCGACAUCUAAAGCAGCUUGAAAAUCAAUCAGUGUUGGAAUACGCAACCAUGUUACAACGUGAAUCGAAAUAUUGCAAGUUUGAGGACUACCUCCAGAAGGGUUUACGAAAUCAGUUCGUGUUCGGUUUGCAAAAUGAAAGAAUCAAAGCGCGUUUGAUUGAAGAAAGGGAUUUGACGUUCGAGAAAGCAAAACAGGUGGCCGUUUCCAUGGAGAUUUCCGGCGAGGGAGCCUCUCUGUUGAACCGAAAGUUUCAAGAGCUGAACUUAACGGAGAAGGCAGAAGAAGUGGAUCAUGUUACACAGAGGGGUCGUCGAGAGCAGAUUACCAAUACAUGCUACAGGUGCGGAAAAGAAGGACAUUUGGCGAAUCGUUGUGUACACAUUGGAACAUACUGUAGAGGGUGCAAUAGGAAGGGCCAUCUUAAGAAGGUUUGUAUGAGACAAGGAGCCAGUUUCAAAAAAGAGUCUUCUCAGUACAAGUCUCAAAAUAAGCCUUUUAAAAAGUACCACACCAACAUGAUUGAGGAUGAAGCUGAACAAAAAUUACAAGACUACGAUGACGAAGACUACGAUGACCAACACUGCGAUGACGACACAGGUUACGGUGAUUCCCAGCCCAGGACCUCCAACGCAACGCCGACCCUGUGA
Messenger RNA from Uranotaenia lowii, 960 nucleotides. RefSeq lists its product as uncharacterized. Lineage: Eukaryota; Metazoa; Arthropoda; Insecta; Diptera; Culicidae. The record is from RefSeq and is a predicted model, not a curated record. Gene Ontology annotation, molecular function: zinc ion binding; nucleic acid binding. The coding region runs from base 1 to 960 and encodes 319 amino acids. The transcript is spliced from 2 exons.